Molecule: messenger RNA, 1732 nt
Organism: Glossina fuscipes
Lineage: Eukaryota; Metazoa; Arthropoda; Insecta; Diptera; Glossinidae
Product: protein stand still-like
Exons: 4
Coding region: 194-1435 (413 amino acids)
Source: RefSeq, a predicted model, not a curated record
UUGUAGUACUGAAAAAUGCCCUAAUACAUCUUCACAUAAGAAUACCGAGAGUAACAAGAACAAUAUCUAAGUAAAUUAUAUCGCUCUACUUGGGGGGAUCGGCCAAUGAGAAACUAAAAUCAGUAGCAGCAACAAUUAAAUAAGAGCGGUAGCAUUCGAUUUUUAAAUAUCAAGCUGGUUGGUAGCAAAUAAAAUGGAAGACAUAGAAAAUUCUUCCUUAAAUUCGCAAGAAAAUCAAAAUUAUGAUAAUGCGAGCCUCCCAAAAACGAUUACCGAUAUAAAUCAAGGAAUAUCUGCUGCCGCAACACUCAGCAAUUUUAAUGAAAAUGCUGAUAUAACGAACGAGAACGAACAUUUUAAUUGCAAUAUGGAUCAAUCUAGACAUUAUCAUAUUCCUUACAUACUAAACGGGGAAUUGUACCAGAUACAAACACAAGAAGGUGAGAAUGUGACAGUGAAAUGUUGCAAUUGCCCACCGGACCGUGUUUAUCGUGGUAGUGUUAGAUCUACCGGAAAUUUUCAUAUGCAUAUUAAGCGUCGACAUCCAGAUUUGCUGGGCAAAUUGCAUAAUAUGAAGGUGAAUGCUCUGUUGGAGCGACGUGAUCGUUUAAUGCGAAAUAAAAAAUUUAGUAAUCAUCGUUCUCAUCGCAAUCUAGCCACAUCUACUCCCGUCAGAGUUUUUAAAACUGAACCUAUUUCGCAAAACCAAACAGACAUUCAAUUUAUGCCAGAAGUUAAUCGUAUAAAUUCCUCACCCGAAUUGAGUUUAAUGCAUACACAUAAAUUAAAAAUUAAGACCGUUUUCCGGCGUCAUCAGCUUGAAUCGAAUGAAAUGCGCCAGGAGGCAUCAAAUAAUGAAAGCUGCGAAGAGGUACCAUUGGAUUACAGCUUUAAAACAGGAAAUCAAAAUGUCACCUCAGAGGAGCAACAGCAAAAGCCUACGCAACUGUUAUCUACAAGCGCGCAAAAUAUCACGGAGUUGUCAACGAUGCAGCAAUCUAUUAACGGCGAUAAUACUCUUUCAUAUCAAAACGCAAAUGAGGCAACAAUAUCUCCUGCAAUCAGCUUGCGUAAUAGCUACGGUUACAACUUUGCUGACGAUGCUGGCACUGUCAAUGAACGCAACUAUCACAAUUUAUCGAACGUAAAACCUGAAAAUUUUUCAACAACCGAAGAAGCAAUUAAUGUUGCUAACCUCACACAAACCACUUCUACAGAGAGUUUUAAUUCGAUGCAAGGAGAUGCAAGGAACUCCGGCCCUGACACUGGCAACCGAGAUAGCAAUUAUUGGUCCGAUGUCAUAUUACGAAUUGAAAAAUAUUUGGAGCUAAUACAAAGCGAAUUGAAUGUUCGCAAUCAAAUCGAAACGGAUCGUAUGUAUUUGGAAAUUGCAAAAUUUAAAUAUCUGCAUCCAAACUUCCAUUACAAUUGGUAAAAAUUUAAGCGGAUAUACAAGUUCUUUUUUCGAUUGAGUGAGUUAUACGAUUUAUUAUGAAAGAUAUAUGUUUAAGUAAUAACGUGAAAAUGUACUUUUGCGAGCUUAAAGAUGAAUAUGAAUAAUUCGAAUGAUUUGCUGUAAAUAUCAUUCAACAUAGAAUCCUAAGAUCAUGAUUUAAUAGAACAAGAUUCAUAAAUAUACGAGAAUCAUUUGUAUCAAGCUAGUUAAGCCUUACAAUUAUUAGUAUUAAACGACAACUAAGUGAAAUACAGUUUUUUUUCUUUUCUCAAAUCA